Mitosporidium daphniae is the source of this 903-nucleotide messenger RNA. RefSeq lists its product as uncharacterized. The transcript has 3 exons. Gene Ontology annotation, cellular component: cytoplasm. Lineage: Eukaryota; Fungi; Microsporidia. The coding region runs from base 1 to 903 and encodes 300 amino acids. Gene Ontology annotation, biological process: mitotic spindle organization; cell population proliferation. The record is from RefSeq and is a predicted model, not a curated record.
AUGACUGACUAUGUCGAUGUCUCCAUAGCGAAUACGGCUAGCUACAAUGCGAUCUCCUUUGACUGCACACCGAUUGAUUUGGCCGGCAUUCAGGUAAAUGGCAGUGAUCAGACCCCGCCUUGCGGAGGCCAGCAGCUGGCUGGGGGAGCCACCACUGGCGAUCAUGAUCAGGGAGACGAGGACGAGGAAUUCAAGGAGUGCGAGGCGGAUCAAAGUGGAAAAUCACCGUGUAAGUUACAUCCGCUUUCCCCAUGUGGCUCGCUUUUGCUCUCCCCCUGCAAAUCGCAACAACACAACGAGUUCGUCUCAUCGCCUUUACCUUCACCUUCACAUUCUUCCUCUUUCUCCCAAGUCAUGUACUUACAAAAGGAAUGCACUACAGCGAGGUCGGAGAUCAAUGCUAUGAAGGCGAUAGUUGCCGAAUAUGAAGAUGCGAUGAAGAAAAUGAUCGUCGAGCUACAGCAGCUUCGGGCUACCAAGGCAAAUGACGAUAUUGCAAACAUGAACAAGAGAUUGGUCAAAGAGCUAUCUCAACUGGAACAAUCAUAUUCCGACCUCAAGUCUCGAUUUGACGAUAUCAAGGUUAUUAAUGAGGGGCUUCGAAAGACAGAAGAAUUGCAGCGAGGCACGAUUCUUGCUCUUGAGGCAGACAUCUCGAGAAACGGGCAAAAAUACGAAUCUCUUCGGCUUUUAGCUGAACAAAAAAUCGCAGAGGCAAAUAACGAGGUAACCAGAGCCAGACAAGAGGCCUCAAAUGAAUCCUCGGCCCUCAAAGCAAGAAUCACCCGCGCAGAGCUUACAAUCAAGUCGCUAGAGUCUACAAUCGAGGCUAAAACGCAAGAAAACAAAGAGCUAAUGGCUAUAUGCGACGAUUUGAUUUUAAAAAUGGACUCUACCCACUAG